AUGGUGGACAGGCAUGGCGUGAGGUCGGACCCGGAAGCAGUGGAGACUGUGUUGACAUGGAAGGCUCCCAGAACGGACACAAAACUCAUGAGCUUCCUUGGGUUUGCCAAAUAUUACCGUGAGUUCAUAAAGGGAUAUGCAGACAAGGUGUAUCCCAUGCAGAAACUGAUGCGCAACAAAAGAAAGAAGUUCGAAUGGAACGAAGAAGCUCACGCUGCCUUCGAGAACUUAAAGCGGGAACUGUGCGAAGCGCCAGUGCUAGGCAUGCCUACAGAGAAAUGCAUGUGUUUUCUUGAUACGGAUGCAUCAGUUUUGGCCAUCUCAGGAAUACUGCUUUAG
Symsagittifera roscoffensis is the source of this 339-nucleotide messenger RNA. RefSeq lists its product as uncharacterized. The record is from RefSeq and is a predicted model, not a curated record. Lineage: Eukaryota; Metazoa; Xenacoelomorpha; Acoela; Convolutidae. The transcript has a single exon. Bases 1 to 339 code for a protein of 112 amino acids.